UUCUGCUCCGAACCGAAUUAAUUCUAAUUAACUAAUUGAUUGGCUUUUAAUAGUUUCCGUGUGGAAAGUUGGCGUGGAAGUGGGAGCGGUUCCACCCACAGUCACAAAUUCUAUCUGGGUAGAUCCGUCUUUAAAAGAAUUGCAUGACUGACGUAAAUUUGCACAUUGUUGACGAAUUAAGCUGCUGUUUGUAAAUUACUUUGUUGACAUUGAUUAUAAAAUUCAGCCAGGAUGUUGAAAUUCUCAAGUCGAGCUAGUCGCAAAUGUGUCAAGUGGGCCGAGUUGUUGAGCACGGCCAAUGGGCGUCAGUACUCUCAACUAAGCAUUCUACGUGGGGGUGGGUUUGGCCGUGUUGUCUCCCAGUUGCCUCUAUCAGUUCCCCUGAACAGUCACUCGGAGAGGUCGUGUUCCUGGAGUUUGGGCGGAUCCGGAUGUGCAAGAUCCUUUCACCUCAGUGUUCCCGUUCAAGAUGAGAGCAAAAUUGUCGUCGUUCCACCUUUCGCCGACUCUAUUUCCGAGGGCGAUGUUAGGUGGGAAAAAGCUGUCGGUGAUUCCGUCUCUGUCGACGAGACCGUGGCUGAGGUAGAGACGGAUAAGACCUCAAUUCCGAUUCCUGCUCCUGCCAAUGGAAUAAUUGAAGAGAGAUUUGUGGAAGAUGGAACAACGGUCAAGCCAGGAAUGCAAUUGUUCCGGAUGAAAGUUACUGAGGGUGGUGCAGCACCUGCCAAAUCUGCAGCCGCACCCCCUCCUCCACCACCACCACCUAAAGUGGAAGCUGCCCCAUCACCACCACCUGCAGCAGCAGCCGCCCCGCCGAAAGCCGCUGCUCCACCCCCCUCAACUCCCCCACCACCUCCUCCACGUCCAUCCAAGCCAAGGGAAAGUACGCCGAUAGCCGCAAUUCCACAAAUGAGCAUGGUUGAACCAAGAGUCAAGGUUCCUCCUGCCGAUCCCACCAAGGAAAUCAGCGGUACUCGAACGGAACAACGAGUAAAAAUGAACAGAAUGCGUUUGAGAAUUGCUCAGCGACUGAAGGAAGCCCAAAAUACGAAUGCCAUGCUUACCACCUUCAACGAAAUCGAUAUGAGCAACAUUAUCGACAUGAGAAAAUCCUUGGGUGAAGCCUUUGCUAAACGCCAUGGAGUCAAGAUUGGGUUCAUGUCUCCUUUUGUGCGAGCUUCCGCCUACGCGUUGAUGGACCAACCCGUGUGUAAUGCCGUAAUUGAGGGACAAGAAAUAAUUUAUAGAGACUACGUUGAUAUUUCUGUGGCCGUUGCGACUCCAAAGGGCUUGGUUGUCCCUGUGUUACGUAACGUGCACUCGAUGAGUUACGCGGAUAUUGAGAAGGGAAUGGCUGCUCUGGCAGUGAAGGCUCGAGACGGGAAUCUCGCGGUGGAGGACAUGGAUGGGGGCACUUUCACCAUCUCUAAUGGAGGAGUCUUUGGCUCCUUGUACGGAACGCCAAUCAUCAAUCCUCCUCAAUCUGCUAUUCUUGGAAUGCAUGCCAUUGUUGAGAGACCCGUGGCACGAAAUGGACAAGUGGUGAUUCGUCCCAUGAUGUACGUCGCAUUGACUUACGAUCAUCGCCUCAUCGAUGGCCGUGAAGCUGUGACUUUCCUUAAAAAGAUCAAAUCUUCUGUCGAGGAUCCACGAAGCAUACUGAUGGAACUUUAAUUUAAAUUAAUUCUAGGGUAGGAAUUGAGAGCAAAACUUUGAAUUUGUAGCAGAAUCCAUCAUUCUAAUAAUUAUUCGAAAACACUGAAACUCUACUGUACUUAAUUUCCUUGUAAAACUAUUGUAAAAGUGUAAAGACAUUUUUUUCUCCUCCUCCUCCUCCUUGUGGAGAAGGCUAGUCAUGUAGGCAUGAAAUGAAUGACGAAGAAACAUGUUCAACUUUGGCAAGUGAAAAACAAUAAUAACAUUUAUGCAUUCAUGAUGAUAAUAAUGAUAAUGUAAGAAGAGUACUAAAUGUAAGAUUUGAAAAUGCAAUGGCUUGUCAUCUUCGUCACGGACCGCACACACAGUAUCUCUCUGUUCUUAUCGUAGUAGUGGUCAUAUAUUAAAAAUAAAGUGGAUUUGGUUCAGUAUA
Molecule: messenger RNA, 2089 nt
Organism: Folsomia candida
Lineage: Eukaryota; Metazoa; Arthropoda; Collembola; Entomobryomorpha; Isotomidae
Product: dihydrolipoyllysine-residue succinyltransferase component of 2-oxoglutarate dehydrogenase complex, mitochondrial
Exons: 13
Coding region: 232-1674 (480 amino acids)
Biological process (GO): tricarboxylic acid cycle
Cellular component (GO): oxoglutarate dehydrogenase complex
Molecular function (GO): dihydrolipoyllysine-residue succinyltransferase activity
Source: RefSeq, a predicted model, not a curated record